CUUUCAUGCUCCUCGGACACGUUCCUUUCGAUUUCAACAAGGCUGGAGAGUGAACCGAGUGUAUGUCAGAGCGGCUCAACAUUCUUGGACAUGGUUUCACCACGACCCCGCCCGGAUACGGGACACGUGGACUGUUUAGCUUGUUGGUUGUGGGUAGCUUACAUACUUGCAAUACACAUGCAUAUGUUCGGUUACUCCAAAAAAAUUACCACGCAUAGCUCACGUGGCAGAGCCACACCAGAUUCCCUUCGCUUGUAGCUAAAAGGGACAGGUCCAUUCAAGGGAGCUUGGGAGAUAGUUAUUAUAAGACGGAA
Messenger RNA from Bipolaris sorokiniana ND90Pr, 314 nucleotides. RefSeq lists its product as uncharacterized. NCBI's taxonomy places the organism in Eukaryota, Fungi, Ascomycota, Dothideomycetes, Pleosporales, Pleosporaceae. The record is from RefSeq and is a predicted model, not a curated record. The coding region runs from base 91 to 258 and encodes 55 amino acids. The transcript has 2 exons.